AACAAAUUAAAACCAGGCAAUUAAAAGACUCUUAAGUAAAAUGAUGUUUAAUAUCAGCACCAUUAAUUUAAUUAAAGAUGUCAGCAUCACCGGUCUCUGUCUCUUCUUAAGAAGAAUAUAUGGUUGAAGCUAUUACUAAUAAAAGAAUCAAAAAUGGAAGAACUGAAUAUGAAGUAAAAUGGUAGGGAUAUUCUGAUAAUGAAAAAACUUGGGAACCUAUUGAAAAUCUAUAAUCUGUAAUGACAUAUGUCCUUGAUUUUGAAUAAUCUUUAAAAUUAAAACAACCUCAAGAAGUUGGAGAGGGAAAUUAUGAUGAUGGUGAUUCUGCAGAUGAAAUUUUAUAAAUUAGAAAAGACAAUGAUGGUUAAAACCUUCUUUUUUAAGUCUCUUGGAAACAAAAAAAUAACCGCGCACCUAAAUUAUCAUGGGUUAAUCAAAACACACUCAAAAUGCAUAACCCAGAAAUAUUAAUUGAUUAUCUCUUAAAGAAAAUCAAAUGGCCUAAUAAUAAAUGAG
Paramecium sonneborni is the source of this 516-nucleotide messenger RNA. The record is from the annotation of a GenBank genome assembly. NCBI's taxonomy places the organism in Eukaryota, Ciliophora, Oligohymenophorea, Peniculida, Parameciidae.